CUCCACGGUGUUGACUUUGGACAUCUACUUGAGCAAGACCGAGGUGGCGCCGGCGGACGAGCCGGUGGGGCUCGCUCCCGGGGCAGAAGAAGAUCUCGGCGACUCGGACGACAUGGACAAGAAGUCGAGCGGCCGCCGGUCGGGCCGGCGGAGGCGAUCGCAGAAAUCCACCGACUCCCCCGGCGCGGACGCCGGGCCGCCCGAGAGCGCCCCGCGGGACGACGCGGUGUUCGACGACGAGGUGGCGCCAGACGCGGCCUCCGGGAGCCUCGCGGAAAGGAAAGUGAAAUCUCCGCGGGCGGCGCCCGACGGGGGCGUAGCCGCCGCCGCCGCCGCCGGGGCCCGGGCGCAGCUCCGCGGGGAGCCCGAGCGCAGCCGCCCCUCGCCCGCGGCCACGUCCCCCACCAAGAGGAAGGGCCGGAGCCGCGUCCCCGACGCCGGGCCCAGCCCGCGCACCCCCGCCAAGGAGUCCCCACCGAAGAGGGCAUCGGCGCCCGACCCGUGCCCGGGAGCCAAGGGCGCCGGGGCGGCGGACGGCAGCGAGGACGGGGCGCGGGUGAUUCCCCGCGAGCUCACGGUCAAGAGCAGCUCGCUGCUGCCGGAGAUCAAGCCCGAGCACAAGAGGGGCCCGCUCCCCAGCCACCUCGACGGCCGGGGCCGGGAGCUGGGCCGGGCCGCCGGACCUUCCGACCCCGAAGGGGUGAAACCCAGGAACCAUUUCGGCGUGGGCCGCUCGACGGUGACCACUAAAGUGACGCUGCCUGCCAGGCCCAAAAAUGUGGAACUAAAUCUGAAAACCCCUAAGAACCCUGACAGUUCAGGAAAUGAGCACAGUUCAUUUAGCCAGCCAGUUCAUAAGGGAAACACUGCCACCAAAAUCUCCUUAUUUGAAAACAAGCGGAUGAACAGCACCCCCAAACACCCUGAUGUCCGCAACACAAGGAGCAUCCCUCCUUCCCAUAAGACAUUUGUUGGGAGGGCAAAACUGAAUUUAGCCAAGAAAGCCAAGGAAAUGGAACAACUUGAAAAGAAAACGGUGCCCAAUGGUCAGCAGAAUGGGGUGCUGGCGAAGGACCCCCCUGCGGAAAAUGGAGCGCCUGUUCUCCCAGGGGCUGGAGGAGCCGGCCGGGAGCUCCCUGAGGGCCAAGCCCUCGGUCCCCAGCCUGACCACGGUGACAGAGCAGAUGUGCAGACAGAGGCUGGCUGUGUUUCAGGACCAGAGGCCCCUACGCUGGUUCCUACCAAGGACCCCACGCCUUCAGGAGAGGACGACUCAGUGGCUGCAGAUCGCAAAGGACUCGAACUCAAUACAGCUCAGGACGGCUGUGCCAUGGUCGAUACCAAGGAUUCGCCUUCACAGCCGCAAGAUGUGCUCUGUGGCUCACAGCCCCCAGCUGAGUCACGUCAGGGGCCUUCCCUUCCCCUUGCGGACAUUCCCCAAGAUGGGUGUGCUCAAGUUCCCAUAAGCCACGUGGGCCCUGACCUCCAAGGCUCAGGGAGCCUUAAUGGAUGUACUUUGCCUUCAUCUCCUCAAAUUGAGAACAUGCCACUCUCCACGGGUACGAGGGGAGAAGACAGCCCUCCUUUGUCCCCAAAGCACAGCCCAGAAGCUGUGGGACCCCAGGCUCCCUCCAAGGUCCUUGUGCAGGUCAGGUCCUUCGUGCUUCCUGCAGAGAGCACCCAGGACGUGAGCUCCCAGAUCAUCUCAGAAAGCUCCGAAGUUAGAGAAGCGCAGUUGCCAAGUUGCCACAGUAAUGAACUGGAAGUGGUUUCCGUUGCAAGUUGUGAUCCUCAGCGAGAGGAAGUAGUGAGUAACAAGAGCACCUCGCCCACAAACAUUCCGCACAAAGAGGAACGUGCGGCGGAGCCGGGCUCACACGUCGGGCCACCGGAAUCCAUAAGAUCUCUGACCGCGCCUGCUCCGAAUCACAGCGUUGUCGUCCCCCUGCCGUCUGAGGCCAGCCCUACCAACUCUCCCAGAGUGAGAAAUCCCUCAGAAACGCCGCCAAGGCCAAACGAAAGUGUGAAUGGCCAGGGGAGUCCUGCUGGUCAUUUGAACGUUUCCACCGCUAGUGAUGAUAGUGUCUUUGAUUCUUCUUCUGAUAUGGAAAAAUUCACUGAGAUCAUCAAAAAGAUGGACAGCGUGGUCUGCGUGCCCCAGAAGAAGAAGAAGGCCAGGAUGCCCAACUCCCCUGCCCCUCCCUUCGCCAUGCCUCCUAUUCACGAGGACAAUCUGGAAAAGGUGUUAGAUCCCAACGUGUUCACCUUUGGUUUGGGGAAGAAGAAGGAGAGCCUGCCAGAACUGUCACCGGCUUUGCAUCUGAUGGACAGCUUGGACCCCAAAACUAAACUGAGACCCAAACGUGCAUCCGCGGACCAGAGUAUCCUCUUCAAGUCCUUGCACCCCAGUGCAGGUGGCAAUAGCGAGCCCCAGGCGACCCCCGAAGUCGGCGACAAGGGGAGCAGGGAUGUCUGCAACGGUGGAGUCAAGAGGUCAAGGCUAGAGAAAAGCACCCUGUUCUCCAGCAUGUUGUCAUCCUUGCCACAGGACAAGGUCUUCUCUCCCUCGGUGACCUCCGUCAAUACCAUGAGCACCUCUUUCAGCACUUCCCAAAAUGCUUCUCUCUCACGCUCUUCGGGGGUGCAGCCCAGGACGGAAGGCGCCCCGCCCUGUGCCUCAGACAAAGAACAGCCCCUUCUGGCACCUCACAACUCCAUACAGGUCUUCAACUUCUCCUCAUCCAGCCCAUCUGGUUCAGGUUUGAGAAGUUCAAGCCCCAUGGAAAAAUACCCACCAAAGGAGGAGACCAAAGAAGAGCUGAAUUCACGGAGCAACCUGCACUUGCCAGAAAUGAAGUUUGCUGAACUUUCUAAGCUGAGGAACCACGAGGGUACAGAAAAGGCUAACCACGUGGAGAGUGUUCUUAAGCCCCACUUGCCAAGCCAUGGAAACAAUGACGCUGACUUGAUGGGCCUUUUCAAGCCAAGCCGCUAUGACCCGGGCCUCUCUUUCUCGGGAAUGUCAUUACCAGAUUCAGCGACACUUAGAGGAAGCUUGCAGAGUAAACUUAAUCCCCGACCAGGGAAGGUGGUGAUAUUCCGUGAGCCGGAAGUCUCGGAGGAAUGCAUCGAGGUGUUUGGAGAUAUUCAGGACUGCAGCUCUUGGAACCUCUCUCCAGUUAUCCUGGUGAAAGUGAUUAGAGGAUGCUGGAUUUUGUAUGAGAAACCAAAUUUUGAAGGUCACUCUGUCCCCCUAGAAGAAGGCGAAUUAGAACUUUCUGGUCUUUGGGGUGUGGAAGAUGUUUUGGAAAGAAACCAGGAAGCUGUGUCUGAUAAGCCUGUAGUGAUUGGUUCAAUCAGACAUGUGGUCCAGGAUUACAGAAUUAGUCAAAUCGACUUAUUUACUGAGCCAGAAGGGUUAGGCCUCCUUAACUCCUACUUCGACGACACUGAAGAGAUGCAGGGCUUUGGUGUCAUGCAGAAGACUUGUUCCAUUAAAGUGCACUGGGGCACAUGGCUGAUUUACGAAGAACCUGGAUUUCAAGGUGUCCCUUUCAUCCUGGAGCCGGGCGAAUACCCCGACUUAUCCUUCUGGGAUACGGAAGAAGCGUACAUUGGAUCCAUGCGGCCUCUGAAAAUGGGUGGCCGUAAAGUUGAAUUCCCUACAGAUCCAAAGGUAGUCAUUUAUGAAAAGCCUUUGUUUGAAGGAAAAUGUAUGGAGCUAGAAACGGAAAUGUGUAGUUUUAUCACAGAAGGUGAGGCAGAAGAAACGACAGGAAAUGGUCAUUUGCCUUUUACAUCAGUGGGGUCUAUGAAAGUUCUAAGAGGCAUUUGGGUGGCUUAUGAGAAGCCUGGCUUUACUGGUCACCAGUAUUUGCUAGAAGAAGGAGAAUACAAGGACUGGAAAGACUGGGGCGGUUACAACGGAGAACUUCAGUCUUUACGACCUAUACUAGGUGAUUUUUCGAAUGCACACAUGAUAAUGUACAGUGAAAAAAACUUUGGAUCCAAAGGUUCCAGUAUUGAUGUGUUAGGAAUUGUGGCUAAUUUAAAGGAGACCGGAUAUGGCGUGAAGACCCAGUCUGUUCAUGUGCUGAGUGGAGUAUGGGUGGCAUAUGAAAAUCCUGACUUCACAGGAGAGCAGUAUGUUCUGGAUAAAGGUCUUUACACCAGUUUUGAGGACUGGGGAGGAAAAAAUUGUAAGAUCUCUUCUGUCCAGCCCAUAUGUUUGGAUUCUUUUGCCGGCCCAAGGAGACGAAAUCAGGUUCACUUGUUUUCAGAACCACAGUUUCAAGGUCAGAGUCAGAGUUUUGAGGAGACUACAAGCCAGGUGGAUGACUCGUUUGCAACUCAGUCUUGCCGAAUUCUGGGAGGCAGCUGGGUUGCAUAUGAUGGAGAAAAUUUCUCUGGUAAUCAGUACGUGCUGGAGGAAGGGCACUAUCCUUGCCUCUCGGCCAUGGGCCUCCUGCCCGGAGCGACCUUCAAGUCUCUUCGCUUUAUAGAUGUUGAAUUUUCGGAACCAGCCAUUAUUCUUUUCGAAAGAGAGAAUUUCAAAGGAAAGAAGAUUGAACUUAAUGCUGAAACAGUUAAUCUCCAGUCACUAGGAUUCAACACACAAAUACGCUCCGUCCAGGUUAUUGGCGGCAUAUGGAUCACUUAUGAGUUUGGCAACUACAGAGGGCGCCAGUUCCUGUUGUCCCCUGCGGAAGUGCCUAACUGGUAUGAAUUCAGUGGCUGUCGCCAAAUAGGUUCUCUACGACCAUUUGCUCAGAAACGGAUUUACUUCAGACUUCGAAACAAAGCAACAGGGUUAUUUAUGUCAACCAAUGGAAACUUAGAUGACCUGAAGCUGCUGAGAAUACAGGUUAUGGAAGAUGUUGGUGCUGAUGACCAGAUAUGGAUUUAUCAAGAAGGGUGCAUCAAAUGCAGGAUAGCAGAAGACUGCUGCCUGACCAUCGUGGGCAGCCUGGUAACAUCUGGCUCCAAGCUUGGCCUGGCACUGGACCAGAAUGUGGACUGUCAGUUCUGGUGCAUGAAAUCAGACGGAAGGAUCUACAGCAAGCUAAAGCCAAAUUUGGUUCUAGACAUCAAAGGGGGUGCACAGUAUGAUCAGAACCACAUUAUCCUCAACACGGUCAACCAAGAGAAGUUAACCCAAGUGUGGGAAGCCAUGGUGUUGUAACGCUGAAGAAAGGAGGAGCCAUCUUUACGGGGGACUCUUCCCAGCCGCCUUAUUUAAGAAGCACGAAAGAACAGUGUAGAUGGAGGAGCCCCGUGGAGAGUGGACAGACUCCUUCAGUCUGGGGUCAACACGGCCACAGCUGGGAGAAUUAUCUCAUCUUUUCAAAGACUGUUAGUUCUGAACCAGUGACUUGUCCUCCCUUCAUUUCUUGCCUUCCAGUUCCUCUGAGGAGCUACUUAGCAGCAUUUGGGUUUUUUGUUUUGUUUUGAAAGAUGUUAUGUCCUAUCUGUACAUUUUAAGUUAUUUCCAAAGACAGUGACAGGAGGGAAAGACAAAAUGCACUGCCUCUGUGGACUUCGGAAUGCUUCUAAAGGGAAAGACAGAAGCCCAGCUUGUAAGGGAGAAGAUGGAGAAGACGGCUUACAUCCAAGAAGAAUGCUUUACUAGGCCUGAACUUUGGUCCAUGGCCUCAGUACUUACUAGAACCAUUAGUUAGGCUGAACAGUGGAAAGUCAGCUAUUCAGAAAUGGUAUAAGGAGUGCAGUCAAGAUAAACAAAACACUAUUUCCAAUUAAUAUUAGGAAUUUGUGAAAUUUCAUUUCCAUGUCUGCUAACAUUUUUUAGCAGGACUUGGAUAAUUAUAACUCACGUAUGGACAGCUCCAAAUGUCACAAGUGAGCCUUGAAUGUCAUUUUUCUAGCUGCUCCGGGAACAGUGUUAGCAUGGCCUAAUUUAUUAGCCCUCUUUACUCAUCUACAGCAAGCACUGAACACCUGUUCUACAGCUUUGUGUUAAUGUUAGAGGCCUCAUUUCUGGCACUAAAUCCUCAAUGUCACAUCCUUCUG
This is a messenger RNA of Perognathus longimembris pacificus (Pacific pocket mouse), 6027 nucleotides long. RefSeq names its product crystallin beta-gamma domain containing 1 (gene Crybg1). Bases 113 to 5182 code for a protein of 1689 amino acids. NCBI's taxonomy places the organism in Eukaryota, Metazoa, Chordata, Mammalia, Rodentia, Heteromyidae. The transcript has 20 exons. The record is from RefSeq and is a predicted model, not a curated record.